Molecule: messenger RNA, 591 nt
Organism: Sporothrix schenckii 1099-18
Lineage: Eukaryota; Fungi; Ascomycota; Sordariomycetes; Ophiostomatales; Ophiostomataceae
Exons: 2
Coding region: 1-591 (196 amino acids)
Source: RefSeq, a predicted model, not a curated record
AUGCGUUUCUCUGCUGCCCUCUUCGUCGGCGUCUUCGCUGCCUUCGCCUCGGCCCAGUCCACCACCACGGGCACCACCACCGCUGUGUCCAGUGCCGGUGCUGCUCAGUCCUCGGUUCAGGCUACUAUCACCAAGUGCUUGGACGCCUGCUCCGCCGACGACGUCAGCUGCCGUGCCAAGUGCAUUGCUGUCCCUGAUCCCAACGCCUCCCAGGCCAAUGCCACCAACAACUGCGUGGCUGACUGCCCCAAGGGCAACGGCACCGCCUCGGACAAUCUGAAGUACGCCGACUGUGUCGCCGCCUGCAUUGGUGCCAACUAUUACACGUCUACCGGCACUCCGGAGCAGACCAACGCCGCCGCUGGCUCUGGCGCUGCUGCCACCGGCACUGCCACCACCACUGGUACUGCUGGCGCCAAGACUGGCUCCAGCCCCGACAAGACUGCUGCUUCUGGUUCUGGCUCUGCCACGGGCACCGCCACCGGCUCCACUGCUUCUGCAACCUCGUCCAAGAACGGCGGCGAGGCCAUGCGUGUCACGACGUCCGCCUUUGGUCUCAUGGGCCUUGUUGCCGCACUGAUUGCCCUGUAA